Ogataea philodendri is the source of this 267-nucleotide messenger RNA. RefSeq lists its product as uncharacterized. Bases 1 to 267 code for a protein of 88 amino acids. The record is from RefSeq and is a predicted model, not a curated record. NCBI's taxonomy places the organism in Eukaryota, Fungi, Ascomycota, Pichiomycetes, Pichiales, Pichiaceae. The transcript has a single exon.
AUGCUCCAACAGUCCAUGUGCAACGUAGUAGAUCGUGCUAUCUUUGUUCUUGUAAAGACCAACAAGAAGCAAACACCACACAAACCAUCCAAGAACAGAAACCAGCCACGAGAUCAGCGAUAUCUUGGUGAUCGAGUGCAUCUCGAUAAUGUUGCAUUUGGUGUUGAUGAUCACAAUGAAGACAGUAAACAUCACCAAACCCAACGGGUACGUGGUGUUAUCCAAAGUAGCCGGGAACCCAUAGACAUUCCACAGACUGAAACAUAA